AUGGCUGCAGCCUCAUCGUCUCCAUAUCCCUUCCUUCUCCUCCUCCUCCUCCUCCUCUUUUUCCUCUUUCCGGCGAACGGCGCUGCUGCCUCGGCCGAUGAAAGUGGAGAUUACAUACGCUUCUACAUCCACGAGAAAAACCUGGGGACAGCCAACUCCACGUUGGUGUACUCUGUGGAUCUCCACCCGGGCGGCUCGCCGGCUGGCUUCGGGAACAUCAUAGUCUUCAACAGCGUCAUCCGCGAGGAGGCCGACCCGGCCUCACCGGCCAUUGGCAUAGAGCAGGGCUUUGGAGUCAGCUCGAGUUUGGCCCAAGAUUCCGGCCUCACGGUGUUGGAGCUGCUGUUCACCGCCGGGCAGUACCAGGGGACCUCCCUCUCCGUGUUCGGGCUGGUAAAGGCGUCAGGCGAGGAGGUGGAGCGUGGCAUUGUCGGCGGCACCGGGAGGUUCCGGUAUGCGAGGGGCUACGUCUUGUCAAGGGUCGUCGGCGGCACCAAGGAGACGCUCGUUUGGGAGCUCGACGCUCAUGUUCUGCGUCAUGGAGUCUGA
Molecule: messenger RNA, 549 nt
Organism: Zingiber officinale
Lineage: Eukaryota; Viridiplantae; Streptophyta; Magnoliopsida; Zingiberales; Zingiberaceae
Product: dirigent protein 22-like
Exons: 1
Coding region: 1-549 (182 amino acids)
Source: RefSeq, a predicted model, not a curated record